Sturnus vulgaris (Common starling) is the source of this 766-nucleotide messenger RNA. It is a transcript of the gene NUDT8, whose product is annotated as nudix hydrolase 8. Gene Ontology annotation, molecular function: coenzyme A diphosphatase activity. NCBI's taxonomy places the organism in Eukaryota, Metazoa, Chordata, Aves, Passeriformes, Sturnidae. The record is from RefSeq and is a predicted model, not a curated record.
AUGGCGGGCCCGGGCGGUGCCGAGGUCGCCGGGGAUGUGCUGAGCGGCAGCAGCGAGCGGCGGUGCCGGGCGCGGCUGGCGGCGGGGGGCGCGGGGGGCGCGGCGGCGGCGGCCGCGGUGCUGGUGCCGCUGUGCUCGGUGCGCGGCCGCCCCGCGCUGCUCUUCACGCUCCGCUCCCGCCGCCUCGCCGGCCCCCACAGCGGCGACGUCAGCUUCCCCGGUGGGCGCCGGGACCCAGCGGACGGGGACGCGGUGGCCACGGCUCUGCGGGAGACGCGGGAGGAGCUGGGGGUGGCGGUGGCAGCCACCAGCGUCUGGGGACAGCUUCGGACGCUGCCUGACCGGCAUGGAAUGACCGUGGCGCCCGUCGUGGCCAACCUGGGGCCACUGGAGGCCUUGACACUGAACCCCAACCCUGACGAGGUGGAGGAGGUGUUCACCCUGCCCCUGGCUCACCUGCUCCGCGAGGAGAACCAAGGCUACACCCACUUCCGCACGGCCAGCGGCUACGGAUACACCUUGCCCGUGUUCCUCAACGGCCCCCACAAGGUGUGGGGGCUCACGGCCAUUGUCACCGAGCUGACCCUGGAGCUGCUGGUGCCAGGCCGCUACCGCAGGAAGACCCACGUGCCUCCCCGGAAAGCCCCGGGCUGAGUGGGGAGGGGGCAGGGGAUGGUUGUGGGGUCCCCAUGCAUGGAGGAAACAGCUCCGAGCCCAGCAGCGCUGUCGCACACUGUGAUUCAGUAAAAGCCAUGUUUGGAACUGC